AUGCCAAUCGCCGUGGAGAAGCAAGAAGAACAAACGAGCGGACCAAGCCCCCAUGCUCUUCUCCCCUUUCUUCAGUCCCAGUCUCAGACCGCACUCACCCGUCUCUACAACCGGCCCUCGUCAUGUCUCUCCAUCUUUCGCCUUCUCGCUCCCGUCGAGCGACAACUCGUCAUGAAUCUUCUUUGGCUGGAGUCGGCCAUCCCCACGAAUACCAUGAGCUCCUGGGUAGUAAAGGAGAACAAGAAAUUUUUCGACGAAGCCCUAGCUCAAUUAACACGGCUUCAUAUCCUCCCUAAUCCAUCUGCCAAGCUGGGCCUCAACCCAACCUUCAAGACCAGCCUUCGACAUGCAAUUACAGGCGGUGGUACGAGUGGUAGUUUUGGUGUUCCAGCGGAGGCAGAUGAUAAGAGAGGCCCACCGAGCGUUGAGAUACUGGACACGUACGCCUUGGAGCGAUGGGAGACUAUCCUGCAUUUCAUGGUAUCCUCUGGAACAGGCCAAAUGCCCACAAAACCGUCACAAGGCGUUUUGUACCUCCUACAACGCAGCAAGCUCAUGGCUCCGACUCAAGGCACAUUGCAGAUCACUUCGUCAGGAUUCCAAUUCCUCUUACACACGCCACACGCCCAGCUCUGGGAGCUGUUGUUGCAGUAUCUUGCAAUGGUUGAAGAACGGCAGAUGGAUCUUGUCGAGGUACUCAGCUUCCUCUUCAUGCUCUCUACCAUGGAGCUCGGUCGGGUACGACAGUUUCAUGAUUAUUCGGCAGAAAGCCUGAGUGAUACCCAAAAAGCCAUGCUUGAAGAUCUCCGUGAUUACGGUCUGAUCUGGCAGCGCAAGGCUACUUCCCGUCGGUUCAGCCCUACUCGUCUAGCGACGACUCUUACUUCUUCAUUACCACCUCUACCCACUGCCUCCGGAACGGGUACAAGUGGAACUGGACAGACGCAAGGCUUCAUCAUCCUAGAAACGAACUAUCGAUUGUAUGCGUACACAGAUAAUCCACUACAGACGGCGGUUCUGAACCUGUUUGUGACGAUGAAGAGUCGAUUUCCGAAUCUUGUGGUGGGUUCCAUCACAAGGGACAGUGUACGGAAGGCGCUGUCGAACGGGAUCACGGCAGACCAAAUCAUAAGUUAUUUGACGACAUACGCACAUCCUCAGAUGCGUAAAAACGUGAGUCGAUGUCGUUCGUUCACGCCCUUGCUGCCUGUGACGGUUCAAGACCAGAUCCGACUAUGGGAGCUCGAGCGGAACAGGCUCAAAUCUCAGGAGGGAUUCCUGUACACCGCAUUCGCCUCGCAAGCCGAUUACGAAUACGUCCUCACUUACGCUAAACAGCUCGACGUCGUCCUCUGGGAGAACCCCACCAAGCGAUGUUUCUUCGGCACGAUGGAGGGCCAUGCGAAUAUUAGGGGUUUUAUCGAGAGGAGGACGGCGGCUGGGGGUGGUGGGGCCGGUGCUGGCUUGGGAGGCGGCGGGUUUUAG
Molecule: messenger RNA, 1485 nt
Organism: Stereum hirsutum FP-91666 SS1
Lineage: Eukaryota; Fungi; Basidiomycota; Agaricomycetes; Russulales; Stereaceae
Product: transcription factor Tfb2
Exons: 12
Coding region: 1-1485 (494 amino acids)
Biological process (GO): nucleotide-excision repair
Cellular component (GO): transcription factor TFIIH core complex; transcription factor TFIIH holo complex
Molecular function (GO): ATPase activator activity; double-stranded DNA binding
Source: RefSeq, a predicted model, not a curated record